UGUGAUUUUGAGGUCGUCGAAGUCGCUUUUUUGUCGCUUUUGCUGCGGUUUUGUGUUUCCGAAAAAGGAAAGUCACGUGGGAACAGUAUGUCGUAAUAUUGGAUAUAAGACGGUAACGCCCUCGGCCCUUUUAGGAAUAGCGGUAAUUUGCUUGAUUAUGUAAGUUGAUUAGAUAAGUCGCAAAAUUAUUGCCUUUUUGGGAACGACAUUGACAUUCUAUCGCAGAAGUAAAAAGCAAAAGAAGAAAAAAAUGGAAAGACGAGACGAAGAAUAUGAAAUAAAGAGGACUGAAGUGGCCGAUGGAGGAUAAAGACAAAGGGAAGCUUGGUAGGUGCUUACUAUCAAAGGUCGGGUGUCACUGAUAUACUCCGUAGCCUUGUGGUUACAUGGCACAGGCUGGUCACAGAUAGUAUACCUCCGAGGAUGUGCAAUUGGGCAGGAUCGACCCGGUGCUUUCAAGGGGCAGAUUGUCUUAGAAGCUACUGAUGAGCAUCGGCAACACUGACGUUGGUCUCUAUCCUCUCCGCGGCCGCUAUGUAUGUCUGCAUGUCUGCAUGUAUGUGUGUCUAUCUCUGCAGUGAGGCUAGAUCCGGCAGAGCCCAAACUACAACUUGGUCCAUGUGACUCGACAGUGCGAUGUUCCCGGCGCUGACUUCCCCAAAAGCAACAAGACAGGACUCAGACUGUUGCAGCUGUGGCUCGGUCAGCAUACUACAUGACAUGUAAAUGUAAACAGCAGCCGAGAAGCACCCCACUAUACCUCUUUAUACAAAUGCCCACUAGCUACCUGUCCCCUCACACGUCUAUAAACCACUGGCUUUCUGCGCACACAGUAGCCAGUGGACACUCUCCCACAUAGAUAUAUAUAGACGAAAGGCGUAUGGGGUUAGUUGUAAGUACAAUUAAAGACCCCUGCAGCGGCAAAGCCUAAAAGUUUAAUCCUCGGACCUUGGCAAAAUGACAUCCGACUUUCUUUUCUCGCCCGGCGAAGCUCGUCUUUCGGUAGUCAACAAGAGCGACAACUUGGAUCUUUGCAUUGGAGCAGGCUUCCGGCCCCGUCAGUCCAUGCGAAGAAGAGGUGACUCGGCCCGCCGGUCGUGAUACAUAGGGGCUACCGGAAGACAACACUUGGAAGUAUUUAUUUCACUGUGGUGGUGGGUAGUAUCGUCAUUGAUCUGGCGUUGUCAGAAGCUGUCAUUCAUUGAACUCGCUGAAUGGAAGCCAUGACUGCGACUAUACAAUAGAAAGGCAAGAAGCUUAUUUUCUCGAUGGUGAGCUGUGUUCUAUGGUACUAUCAACUGACACCACCACCCUUUAUUCCAUCUGCUGAUGUGUUCGCUGCCCCAGAUUUAUCAUCACCCAGCGCGCAUGAUCCCGACGCAGCAUACAUAACUGAGUCUCAGACAUAUUAUUCUCAUCUCACUCCCGCCGACGCUCCUCUCCUAUCAUACCUGUUCUGACGACGGUAUAUUAUGACCAGCAUCACGGAACAACAUAACGACCAGAUGGCGAAUUUCCCCGAACAAGCAGACCAACUAAUGGACUAUCUACUGGCUGCACACAAACUGGAAGACCUACAGGCCUCCCUUCUCAAUUCCCUGUCUACCUGCGGCUGGACCGAACGGGUACGAAGCCUUGCCUUUGAACUUUUCCGAACAGAAGACCACAGUCGUUUUGAGGAUGUGGUGGACACCAUCGUCAGCAUGGCUACCUCGGGCAGUGGGGCAAGCUCGGGCUCGCCUUCUUUAGGGAAAAGAAAACGGGACGGAGAAGACGAUUCAAAACUGGCCAACGGAGCCGUGAAAAAUGGCAAACGUGUAAAACCGAACCCUACCACCAGCACCGCCAACGGAGCCGGAGAAGUGACGGUGAAGAAGGAGACUACGGAAGGUAGCAACUCCAUACCUGAGAGUGGCCCACUAGCUUCAUACGGUAGCAGUGUAUCAGAUAUCGUGGCGCACUACAACGUUCAAAUUCCCGAACGAGCUGUGAACAACGGCGUUAAAUUCCUACAGGAUUCGAUGCAUGAGUUGUUUAGCUCCGAUACUGAGGACCAACCAAACGGCACCCGGGGCCAUGACCCAGAGAGUGACGAUGAUAUACCAAUUGCAAGGAAAGAAAUGAAGAAAAAGGCCAGUGACCCGCCCAAGACUAACGGUCAUCCUUUACCGAAAAGCAAUACCGGAAGCUAGCAGGCAUCAUCUCAUCUUGCUGCUUAACUCUCUAUUUUUUUUAAUGGGCGUAUCCAGGGUCAAUGGCGCUAUCAUGAUACAUCGUUUUAUGCUUUUGCUUUUUCCUUUUUCACACUUUUCAACCCUCAUAUCCUCACUUUUAAUAUGGAAUGUGGACUCUGCUUGGUGGGGGGAGGGGAGCAACGAUAGAAGGUGGCUUUCAAUAUUCUGGCUUGUUUCAUUUACAUGGGAAUUCGUGUUUCGUUUUAUUUGUGUUGCAUGUUGUGUGUAUGUACAGGUAUGGCAUGUGGCAUUUAAACCGGCUGGCGCGUCAAUGGCGUCCUCUUGCGGUCUUCGAAACUCUUCUGAUCCUUGAUGGUAAAUCCUCUAUAUCACUUUGUCCUUGUAAAUGUUGAUUAGUCAUCAGGCGGUGAUACACUUUAGCGCCCUCCCCUUGUCAUUGGCACCUCUGUCUAGGCUCCAGCGCUGCGUGGUCACUUCGUCCUGCAUAGGACGCCCGGUCCAGCGCUUUCCAGCGCCUUCCA
Messenger RNA from Trichophyton rubrum CBS 118892, 2716 nucleotides. RefSeq lists its product as uncharacterized. Bases 1473 to 2192 code for a protein of 239 amino acids. The transcript has a single exon. Gene Ontology annotation, cellular component: SAGA complex; nuclear pore. The record is from RefSeq and is a predicted model, not a curated record. NCBI's taxonomy places the organism in Eukaryota, Fungi, Ascomycota, Eurotiomycetes, Onygenales, Arthrodermataceae. Gene Ontology annotation, molecular function: transcription coactivator activity. Gene Ontology annotation, biological process: positive regulation of DNA-templated transcription; mRNA export from nucleus.